CUCAAUUGUCAAAAGAUCGCACCGCACCGCUGGUUUGUCUAUAGCCUUUGGAGAACCAGGCCACACUUAUAGGACUAAACCUUUAACCAAACCUUUGUUUCUUUUCAUCAGGGGAUGAGUUGGGAUAUCCAGCCGUUUAGCGCGCGCACCUCCGAUUACCGAGCCUCUAAAUCAAGUAUUAUUUCAAACGGGCGAUAUAGUAUCAUAUGUUACUCAGCGGGUUCCAUUUCCUUGAUGCGCGCGAGCAGGACCUCGAUGGCAUGAUGCUCCCGAGCCCGCUCACUUCCACGCCGUUCUCAGUCAAGGAUAUUCUGAAACUCGAACAGCUAGAGCAGCAGCAGCAGAGGCAGCGAUCUCAACAGCACCAAUCUCGACAUCUGGACCCGCUACAGAUCCAACACCUGUCCCACACCCAACAACACUUAGUACACCCGGACUCGACCCAGCAACAGCAGACCCAGUCCCAGCACUUCCAGGCGCCGCCGUCCUGUAUGCUUGCUUCAGCGGUCGACAGCCCUCCGUUCUCGGACGGGGAAGACAACAUGGCUUACCUGAGUUCUCUGGCGGCCCAGGACGGGCAUGGAGAGGCCAGUCUGUCCCCGGAGAUGUUCGUCCAUCCCGGGAUGGGUCACCUGAUCGACCCGAAGCUGGAGGUAGACCUGGAGGAUGAGGAAAACAAGAGCUGUGGCGUGGUGUCCAAGCCGCUGGAGGGAGAGGACAGCGGCCAGGGGGACUCGGAUCGCCCGGCCAAGCAGAGAACCAGACGGAAACCCCGGGUCCUCUUCUCCCAAGCCCAGGUGUUCGAGUUAGAGCGGCGCUUCAAGCAGCAGCGGUACCUGUCCGCUCCUGAACGAGAACACCUGGCGAGCACUCUCAAACUCACCUCCACGCAGGUCAAAAUCUGGUUCCAGAACCGACGGUACAAGUGUAAGCGGCAGCGGCAGGACAAAUCCCUGGAGCUGGCAGGACACCACCACCCUCCCCCGCCAAGACGAGUCGCGGUGCCGGUCCUGGUCCGGGAUGGGAAGCCCUGUCUGGGCGGGACUCAGAACUACAAUGCUCCGUACGGGUCGAACCCCUAUAGUUACAACGGAUACCCGGCCUACACGUACAACAACCCGGCAUACAACAGCAAUUACAGCUGUACUUACACCAGUAUCCCUUCUCUCCCCCCAACCACCACGGCUAACCCCUUCAUGGCCAUGAACUUGGGGAACAUUGGGGGGCUUAGCGCCUCUCCACAGCCCCAAACGCACCAAGGGACAGCGGUCACGACAUGUCAGGGCUCACUGCAAGGGAUCCGGGCCUGGUAGCCCCACUCCGGUUACACCUUGGAUAAAACCAGAGCAUUGUUUUACACCCACACCGGUGACAUUAAUCGAAUCCUCUCAUGCCGUUUUUUUAAAGGGUUCUUCCCCUUUUUAAAAUAAAGUGAGUUAUUUCUCUGC
Molecule: messenger RNA, 1448 nt
Organism: Oncorhynchus nerka (sockeye salmon)
Lineage: Eukaryota; Metazoa; Chordata; Actinopteri; Salmoniformes; Salmonidae
Product: homeobox protein Nkx-2.3-like
Exons: 2
Coding region: 207-1313 (368 amino acids)
Biological process (GO): cell differentiation; regulation of transcription by RNA polymerase II
Cellular component (GO): nucleus
Molecular function (GO): DNA-binding transcription factor activity, RNA polymerase II-specific; RNA polymerase II cis-regulatory region sequence-specific DNA binding
Source: RefSeq, a predicted model, not a curated record